CUCUGUUGUGUUCUUUUUUCUCUUUGAUAUAACCUAAAAAAAAUUAAAUUAAUAACCUUAAAAAACCUUACAUCAAAAUAAAUAACUGAAUUUAAAAUCAAUUCAAUAUGUGUAGCGUAAGUGUUACAGGUGAUAUAGAAGAUUUAAGCAACUCUGUUCCAAUAUCAAAACUAAAAAUAAAAAGACUACCCGACAAAUGCAAUAAGUGCAAGGAACAUAAACCCCACAUUUUACUAAGAAAUAAGGAUGCGUAUUGCAAAGAUUGUUUUUUAGCUAGUACGAAUCAUAAGUUCAGAGCAAUAUUAGGAAAACACAGAUUGAUAAAAGAUAAUGAUAGGGUUUUGAUUCAUUACACUGGUGGUCAUUCUUCAACGUCCCUGCUAAAUUUUUUAAAAACAGGUUUGGAACUAGAUACUCCGAAAAAAGUACGAUACGUUCCCAUCUGUUUAUUUGUUGAGAAUCAGUUCAACCUUCCUCGAGAUGAGAGAAAAACAAAAUUGAAUGAUAUUGCUGAAGAAGUUAAAAAGUUCAAUAUUCCUCUAUUUUAUUCCUCGCUAAUUGAUUUCUAUGAGAGUGAAGGUGAAAAUGUUUGUAUAUAUGAAACUCUGGAGGAUUUUCCAUCAAAAAUAUAUGACACUAAAAAGGAAAGUUUCUUUAAAACAUCUCAAACUUUAUCUAAUGAUUUAGAAAAAAUAUAUGGGAGAAAAUUAUUGAUAUCGGCUGCAAAGAAAUUGAACUGCAAAUUCAUAUUUACACCCGAAUUAUCAACAGACAUUGCCUCUCAGAUUUUAUCAGACGUUGCCCUUGGAAGGGGCUCACAUAUUCCUUCCUCAACAGGUGUUUGCGAUACAAGGGAUAGUGAAGUUACAAUUAUCAGACCUCUUAGAGUAUUUGAUAUUAAAGAAUUGGCCUUGUAUAAUUAUUUCCACAGUUUGGAUCCUAUCAUUCUCAAUGUUAAGCCUGCACAGAAUUCUAUACAAACUUUGAUAGAGAAUUUUGUCGAAGAACUUCAAUCAAAUUACCCUGCUACAGUUACCACAAUUUUGAAAACAGGGGAAAAACUUAGCAUGGUGAAUAAUAAGAAGAAAACUGCCGAAAUAUGCUAUAUUUGUCAGAGUCCUAUUGAUGUUCCAUUUCAAACGUUAACAUCUAGCAAAGCAAUCAAAUUUUCAUGUGAUAUCUCGCAGCCUAAAAAACAGAAUUCCGUUCAACGUGAGGAAGAUGAAUCCAACAAAAAAACUUGCUUUUCAUGCUCUAAAAUAGAAGAGUUCUUGUUAUGACGAAAAAUGAAUUUAAGUAAAUAAAACAGGUUAGACGAUAUAAA
Messenger RNA from Coccinella septempunctata (seven-spotted ladybird), 1324 nucleotides. It is a transcript of the gene Ctu2, whose product is annotated as cytoplasmic tRNA 2-thiolation protein 2-A. Gene Ontology annotation, biological process: tRNA wobble position uridine thiolation. Gene Ontology annotation, cellular component: cytosol. The transcript is spliced from 7 exons. Lineage: Eukaryota; Metazoa; Arthropoda; Insecta; Coleoptera; Coccinellidae. Gene Ontology annotation, molecular function: tRNA binding; sulfurtransferase activity. Bases 108 to 1280 code for a protein of 390 amino acids. The record is from RefSeq and is a predicted model, not a curated record.